This is a messenger RNA of Lampris incognitus (smalleye Pacific opah), 2906 nucleotides long. RefSeq names its product tuftelin 1b (gene tuft1b). The transcript is spliced from 13 exons. Lineage: Eukaryota; Metazoa; Chordata; Actinopteri; Lampriformes; Lampridae. Bases 229 to 1503 code for a protein of 424 amino acids. Gene Ontology annotation, biological process: intracellular signal transduction. The record is from RefSeq and is a predicted model, not a curated record. Gene Ontology annotation, cellular component: intracellular anatomical structure.
CCAGUAUAGGCUGACAAGCGCCACCGCAGCUCACAGUCAGAGACACCUGACAUGCGACAAGCCUGCUGUACAUCCUAUUUACUGCUCCGGCCGAGAGUGAGCUAAUGUUAACAGCAACAGCAGAGCAGUCAGUGCUUCGGUAUUUCUAAAAGUACCUUUGUGGGCAAUGGGUCAACGGUAGAGAGGGCGUUGAUGGUUUUGUUAUAGACACAAAAGUGAAGAUAGCCUAUGGGAUCACUGUGGAAGAAGAUCAGACAGGCAACAGAAAACAAAAUGCUGUGGUUUAAUUCUCACGUGAAAUGUUUGCCCGAUGGCGGCGGGAUCAUCAACUUCUAUGAGAUGAGUGGCGGUGUGACGCGGACACUGUGCGUUAUUGAUGAGAGAAAGAAGUCCCCCAGCAAUGGUGAACACGGACAGCCCACACUGAAAGUACAAGACCUAGAUCUCUCAGAAGAGCACAGGAGUAGGAAAGCCAGCACGGUGAAAGCUUCGCCACAGCAGCCCUGUAAGAAGGAGCAACAUACACACGGUCUUAUCACGCCCACAGAGGAGAAAGUAGAAGUUAUCAAGGUUUACCUUGAGGCACGCCAGAGAACAGAGGGUAACCACCAGCAGAGCCUGAAAAUGUUGACGGAUGAGGUGUCGCAGAUACAGGAGGUCAGGUACUGUCUGAAGACUCUGAGAGAGCAGAUGGCAGCCAGACAGAAUAAUAACAACAGGUAUCCAGCCAAUGGCUACAGAGUCUCUCUGACCAACAACCAACCGGUGAUUGCCAAUGACAACAUUGUUCAGAAUGAAUCAGAAGCUCAUGUCGAGGAUAAUCGAGAGGAGAGCUUGAGGCUCAGGGAGGUAACCAAACGUCUGUAUGCACAGCUGAAGGAGUCAGAGAAGAGGCACCAGGAAGAGCGGGACAGACUGCAGGCAGAGAAUAAUGAAUUCCGCCGCCGUCUGGACAAGCAGACUGAGCAGCGGCAGAAGGUGGAGGGACAGUCUGAACAGAAGACUCAGCAGGUGGAGGAGCUGCAGAGGCUCCUGGGCAGCAUGGAGAUGGAGAACGCCAUUCUCACAGACAAGAUGACUGCAGGCGAGGCAGAGCUGCUGCAGCUCAAAACAGAAAGCGAGUACGGGAAGGAGAAAGCGCAGAGGAGCGAGGAGCUGGAAAAGGAACUAGCCUUACUGAAGGAGAAAAUUCAUCACCUUGAUGACAUGCUGAAGAGUCAGCAAAGGAAGGUUCGCCACAUGAUCGAACAGCUGCAGAACUCACGGACACUCAUCCAAGAAAGAGAACGAUUCAUCGGGGAUCUAGAGGAGAAGGUGGCUUUCUUGGAAGCCGAGAACAGAGAAAUGCAUGACCACAUGGACUACUUCCUGGGACAGCAGGAUCCUCCACCGCUGACAUGCAGUGAGAGCAAGCCCCAGGUUAUCUACAGCAAACCUCUCACACCGUCAACGCAAACCGACAAGACCCUUCCUUUUAUCAAAGUCAUUGAGAUCAAGUCCUGAACAGAGAAUGAGAGAGCAAAACGUGUGACGACAAAGGAGAGCUCAUCAAGGCAUAAACCUCGACAAACCUUAAUCUUAUCCAAGUAAAACAAUUUGUAAAUAUGUAUUUAAUCAACUACAAGGAUAUAAUACACAGGUUUGCAAUGAUUUGAAAAGGCAAGCUCAGCAGCCCCCAGGUGAUACAGCAGAUUUACUUGCAAUUGUUACUUCUUAUGAAGCUUAUCUGCUUGUGAGAAUGCUUUGCAGGUAUCUAAAGAGACCUUUAGUGGAAAGUUGAACUGGGCUUCAACGAGUGAUAGUAUUAAAAAAGGAAACAAGGAAGCAAACGACAGUGGAGGGGACUUUACACAGCUACUGACACAAGUGACAAAUCCCCACAGCACGCACUUUCCUGCAAAAUCUCCCUUUGGCAGCAGUAGGUAGUAAGUAGUAGCAUGGACUGGAGUCUGACAGAGUUCCCUGGACUGUGCUGCUUGCCUUCUCCUUUCCCUCUAAGAGUCCAUUCAGAAACUGAAAAUAAUUCUGACAGAUCACGAUAUAAAAGUGGAUCUGCAGCCAUUUCAGCUGCAGACAAUAUGGUGUUCGCAUUCUCCAUUUUCACUUGGAUUAACAGGCAAGACAAAGAAAGACUGCUCUUUUAUUAUCAUAAAUGUCGAUGUUUUACGCACACAUACACACACAUAUAUACACACACACACACACACACAGCUCUGCUGCAGACUCAACUAGAAUCCUAAACUUCAGAGUUCAGGGGUCGAAUUCCUCAUUGCUUUGCACCUCAUUGGCAGUGCCAUGCAUGCAGUUGUUUAUGUCAGUUUAGUAAUGUUCUUUUAUAUUCAACCUAAAUGUAUUUUGCAGGCAUUACCAUGGGUUUCUCAAAUGAACCUUAAGAGCAGUGAUGGUAUUUAUGUAUAUAAGAAUUCUGACCUAUUUCCGUUUGAGAGAUCAGAGGUUAGUUGUGUGAGUUACUAGUUGAUGCUGUUUAUUUAGUUUUCACAGUGAAGAGUCAUAUCUAAGCUGCCAAGUACUGCCUAAACAUCCUAUAACAGAGCAACAUGGGUCCUUUUGUUGUGCAAUUUGCCUUAACAUCAGAUACAUCUAGUAUGUAGUUUUAACAAUCAGUGCAUAAGCCUGUACUGCUCCAUCGUCAAUACAUUUCUGUCUUUCUUUGUAUGAAAUUUUAUUUUUCUGAUACCUUUAUUUUGAGAAGUUUCAUCAACUGUGUGACUGUGAAAAAUUCCUCAUUAAUUAAUAUUCUGUUACAGGCAACUGAAGUGCAGCUUUAACUUUCAUUGGGAUCGUUUGAAUAAAUGUAUUUAACUGUAUUUAAAAAGAACUUGUCCGUCUUCGCCAUUUCUUCUACUUUCAAUGAAAGAACACAUGAAGCCCUCAUGAAGCUCAUU